AGCCUUAUGGUUGCUGGAGUUGACAAACACAACACCCCAUCACCCCCACCCCCCCUCUCUCUCUCUCUCUCUCUCUCUCUCUCUGUUUGCACCUCUGAUCUAGUGCUAAAGCUCUAACAUGGAGUACAGUACCUUAGAACUCAAUGUUAUCUCUGCCGAAGACAUCAAAGAUGUCAAGUACCUCUUCUCCAGGAUGGAUGUAUACGUCGUUGUCUCGCUCUCCGGAUCCGGAAACAAGCAAAAAACCAAAACCAACGUUGACCGAGAUGGUGGCACCAGCCCCUCGUGGAACUUCCCGAUGAAAUUCAUCAUCAACGAUUCUGCAGCCCCAAAAAACCUCCUGACUCUCGAGUUCAAACUCCGCUGUGGUCGUAGCCUGGGUGGCAACAAAGACAUUGGUGAAGUUUACGUGCCCAUCAUAGAGCUUCUCAACUCUGCAGGAGACACUAAUAUACAGUUUGUGAGUUAUCAGGUGACUAGACCAUCGGGAAAGCCCAAAGGUGUACUAAACUUUUCGUACAAGUUUAGCGGGAACGUGGCUGCCGGCGAGCCCCUAAAGCCGAAGGCUAUGACCCCUGAGCUCGUUGCUGCAUAUCCUGCUGCAUCAGUGGCAGAGCCUAGUGCACCACCAUAUGAUGGGUUAUAUCCUGAGAGUGCUCCUCCUCCUCCUCAUCCGGAAGGAUAUUUAUAUGCUCCCCCAGCACCUCCAUACCAGCCAUAUGGUCCGCCACCUCCACCGGGAUAUGGGUAUCCGCCUCCACCGGGUUAUGGGUACCCACCUCCACCAGGAUAUGGGUACCCACCGGUGCAAAAACCGGUGCCGAAGAAAAACAAGUUUGGGAUGGGGUUGGGAGCGCGCCGGGUUGCUAGGAGGAAUGCUUGGAGGCUAUUGAUUGGAGAUUUUAGUGUCUGAUGGUCUGAUGGAGGUAAUUGUGACGCGGGAAUUGGAGAUUUUGGUGGGUUUUGAUGUUUCUAUUUUUUUUCUUUUUCUUUUACUUCUCUUAUUUUUAUUUUUUUGAAAGUUUUUACUUCUCUUUUUAGUUGUGUGAUAAAAAAAAAAAAAAAAGUUAG
This is a messenger RNA of Carya illinoinensis, 1071 nucleotides long. RefSeq names its product protein SRC2-like. The transcript has a single exon. Gene Ontology annotation, biological process: defense response. The record is from RefSeq and is a predicted model, not a curated record. The coding region runs from base 119 to 913 and encodes 264 amino acids. Lineage: Eukaryota; Viridiplantae; Streptophyta; Magnoliopsida; Fagales; Juglandaceae.